AUGACAAGAAACACACGAUUACGCGCGCGGCUCGUCGUGCUCGCCGGUGUGAGCCUGCUUCUCGGUGCCCAAGCACAGGCGACAUGCUACAACACAUGGGGGGAAGCGGACGCAAACCAGAAGCCAUGCUACGCGCCGGGCGCCGACACAAACGCGGCCACAUGGUGCUGCAGCCGGGGCGACACCUGCCUCUCCAACGGCCUCUGCCUGAACCGCCAACAAACCGCCAUCCCCCUAGUCCCCUGCCCCAACACCCUCGACCCCGCCACCAACGCCAUCAAAUUCUGCUGCGGCGGCCCCGACACCACCACCUGCUGCCAGACCAGCAGCUCCGACCGCCGCACCCUCCCCACCGGCACCAUCCUCCCCAGCACCUCCAGCUCCUCCUCCUCAUCUAACUCCUCCUCUGACGACUACUCCCUCAAAAUCGGCCUGGGCAUCGGCCUCGGCAUCGGCAUCCCCAUCUUACUGGUCUUGCUGGCAGUCGCCUACCUGCUCGCGCAGCCGUCGCUGCACGCAAGGAAGAGGAGGCGGGAGAGGGCGGCGGCGCAGGCGGAGAGGAGGAAAAGGAAGGCCGGUGGGGGUGGGAGUGGUGGUGGGGGGUUUGGGGACGGCACGAACACGGAAAAGACGUCGGAUACGUCGCAUACCUAUCCGCCGCCAAGGUCGUUUGGGCGGGUGGAUACGCGGACGAGGGCGUCGAGUGAGGAGGGGGGGGAUAGGAGUGGUGGUGGGGAAGGGGGGUUGGGGUUGGGGAUGGGGAUGGGAGGACCAGGGGGUGGUGGUGGUGGUGCGCAUGCGUGGCCGCCGUUGCAUGGGAUGGGGGUGGUGGGUGGGAGUGAUGGGGGACCGGCGUCGGCGAGCAGUGUGGCGACGGCGAUUGCGCAGUGGGCGCGCUCGCCGUUUGGGUUUGGGGGCAUGGAGCCGCCGCCGCCGAGUCCGAAGGAGAUGGAUGCGAGUGGCGCGGGCGGGAGGGGGAGGGGUGGUUGGAGGGGAACGACGAGUCGGUUGGGCGCGGCGGAGUUGCCGUCGCCGGAUCCGAAUGUGCGCCCGUCGGGGCGGGAGAGCGGUGUGAGAGGGUGGAAGGAGAGUCGACAUGUGCAUGUUGCUACCGAGGUCGAGUUGCCCACGCCGGAUACCCCUGAGAGGGAUCUCGAGAGGGGGUUGGGCGGGAAGUGAUGGGAAGGGUCUGGCAUCAACAAGAUCUUGUUUGUGGCUUAUAACAGCAUUUUUAUUAUUUUUUAUGAUACCUCGAACAUGCUAGCAGUAUCAAAUCCUAGCAUUAUUAUUAGGUAGCAAGCAAUGACUACCUAGUCAAGAUCAUA
Messenger RNA from Chaetomium fimeti, 1325 nucleotides. RefSeq lists its product as uncharacterized. The record is from RefSeq and is a predicted model, not a curated record. The coding region runs from base 1 to 1179 and encodes 392 amino acids. NCBI's taxonomy places the organism in Eukaryota, Fungi, Ascomycota, Sordariomycetes, Sordariales, Chaetomiaceae. The transcript is spliced from 2 exons.